AUGUUACGAAAUUCGGAGAGGGGAUUUGAGGGUGGUCGAGCCCUUUGGUACCCCCGUGGUUUGGAUGCCUUGAUGAUGGAAGCCCUUGCGUGCAGGGAUGGAAUUCAGCUGGCAAGGUCGAAGGGAGUCUCAAAAUUGCUAGUGGAAACCGACUGUGAGAUGCUAGCCAAGCUGUGGGAGAAGAGGACUUUCAUGCGAUCACAUAUAGCGCUGAUUCUUAGCGAGAUGCUAGAGCUUAGCACAAGUUUUACUGAUUUUUCUUUGAUGUAUGCUCCUCGAUCAUGUAAUCGUGUAGCGUACUUGUUAUGUAAGCAGGUCACGGGUGACGACAGGUUGGGAGAGUGGCAAAUAGCCCCAACUUGCAUCGAUCGCCUGCUGGCUGAAGAUUGUAAUCCUGAUAUUCAGUGA
This is a messenger RNA of Miscanthus lutarioriparius, 408 nucleotides long. The record is from the annotation of a GenBank genome assembly. Lineage: Eukaryota; Viridiplantae; Streptophyta; Magnoliopsida; Poales; Poaceae.